CGCACAUUUGUGCAAAGUUCUAUGUCGAAAACAGACAGACAGUCCUGACGUGUUUCCGUUUGUGUGGUUGAAGGCUUUGCGUUCUGAUGUUGAUAAUAAUAACACUGAAGUGUAGGAUAAGUAGCUAACUUUAGUAUUUAUUCUCAGUUUUAGACUAACUGAUUUUCUUAUGCCUUUUAUAUUCUGUCACAGGAAUCUGUCGCAAAGAAAAUGAAAUCUCCAAUCGAAAUUCCUUAUGUUCAUUCAAAGCGUGACCAAUUAGAUCAAAGAGCAAUUUAUGGUUUUAUCAUAUAUCUCGCAUGUUUUCCUGCAUUUCUAUUGUAUGUAAUCUGGGCAUAUAUACCUCAUGAAUGGUUGAAUUCUAUUGGAAUAACUUACUUACCUAACAAGCACUGGGCAGUCACUGCACCAAUGUCAGCGCUGGUUAUAUCUAUAAUCGGACUUAUUGCUUAUUCAUGGAAUAAUCGAUCGCUUAUGCAACCACUGACAUCCAUUUAUCAAAUUCGAGAUAAACAUUCAAUGUGUCAUGUAAAUGACAUGGUGGAUAAACAAGACUUGAAGCAAUCGGACGUGUUCCAGUCAACGACUAUUUAUACACUGGGAAAGCCAAUAAUUCCUCAAUUACAUGAUUUAGAUUAUAAAUUGGUUACAAAUCAACUAUACCUCAAACAGCAUAGUGAUUAUUUCACAGACUAA
Molecule: messenger RNA, 696 nt
Organism: Trichobilharzia regenti
Lineage: Eukaryota; Metazoa; Platyhelminthes; Trematoda; Strigeidida; Schistosomatidae
Source: the annotation of a GenBank genome assembly